AGCAGCCGGGCGCCCCUGUCCGCGAGCUCGUCCCUGGACCAGCCCCGCACGGCCAGCCCGGUAGCCAAGCCCGCCGUGCAGAAGGUGUCCGUGGCCAUCGACGCGACCCCCGGCGCCAGGUCGUCCUCCGUUCUGCGCCAGCUCCCCAUCGAGCUUAGCAAGUCCAUGGACGAGACGACUCGCUGUGGCACUCAGCCCGAGGACGCGCCCAGCACCACGGCGGGCAUUACCAGGUCCACGCCGGCGCUCUGCUCGAGGCCGUCCCUGCAGCGCGGCGAGGCCGUGUCGGCCGACGAGCCCGACGGACCGGCCGCCGGCAGGGAGCGCCGCCGCAGCACCACGAGCGUCCACCUGGACCUGCAGCCCAGCGUGGUGGACAUCCUCGUGGCGCCGCAGACGUCGCCGCCGGCCUCCCCGCCGGCGCACCUCCACUCGUUCGUCGGGCCUCGGGACGUGAAUGUGACGUCGCGCGACGAGGCCGUCCCGGAGCAGUGCGGACCAGAAGAGGCUCUGGACAACAUGCGGCGCAGAAACUUCCCCAAGGUGCUCCCCGAUUUUCCGGGCGUAAGCUCCGGUGUUCCCAGCGGGGUCCCCGCUCAGCAGCUGCAGAUGAGCGCCAUGCAGCUGGCGGCGCGACGUCGCUCGCUGCCGCCAGGGCAGCUGCAGAUGCUGCGGACUUACCCCGGGCCGUACCCGACCAUCGACGAGGCUGACACGGGCGCGUACAAUCGGAUGAGACCGGCGCCUCCCCCCAGGAUCUCGUCGACGCUCGGCCGGAGACCUCAGCAACAG
Molecule: messenger RNA, 792 nt
Organism: Frankliniella occidentalis (western flower thrips)
Lineage: Eukaryota; Metazoa; Arthropoda; Insecta; Thysanoptera; Thripidae
Exons: 2
Source: RefSeq, a predicted model, not a curated record